AUGGCGGGGGGAUCUGUGGGCAGAAGCGGGGGAACAACCCUAGCGGGGAAGCAGGUGGUGAUUCGGAUUCGACCCAGAGGCGGCUCCAUAGACGCGUCGCAUGGAGUGGGUUCCACCAGCAGCGGAGGCAGCGGCGGCGGCGGUGACGGCGGUGGCGGCGGCGCGGCGGACGUAGGCAGUGGCGCGGCGGCAGCGGGUUUCACGGCGACGGUGACGGCUGUGCUUCCGGCGGGCGCGGGGUCCCCCCAGUCCCCGUCCAGCGCGCGCAGACGCGAGGGCGGGGGCGGAGCAGGCGGAGGGAGGGCGCUCGAGGGGGUAGGACGGCACACAUUCGCAGUGGACAGCAGCACAGGCGGCGGAUCAGGCGAUGCUGCUGCGGAAGGCGGGUAUUCCCGAGAGGCCAACCUCACCCUCCCUGGGAAGCGAACCGACGCCUCGGCCGAGCCUAGGUUCAAAGGCGUGACGCGGUUAGGCUCGGUGGCGGCUGCGGAAGCAGCAGCUGCGGCAAUCGCGGUGGCGGAUGCUGCUGCUGCGGCGCAGGCGGGGAAAGCGGGGUGGGAGCCGCCGCUCAGCCCCACAGGGGUGCCUGUCAUCCCGCCGGAGGGCCGUCUGAGCAGUGAGGGAGACGUUUUCCUGGAGUACCUGCGCAAGGCGGGGGAAGGCAGGGCAGCUGCGCAGUAUGACGUGGCAGUGUGCUAUGGGGGAGGUUUUGGCGUGAAGCAGGAUAAGUCCCUCGCCGCGUACUGGUUCAGAAAGGCGGCGGAGCAGGGCUUGGCGCGCGCACAGUACGCUCUGGCGGAGUGCUACGAAUCAGGCGCGGGGGUGGAGAAGGACGAAGAGGAGGCGUUCCGGUGGUUCUUCCGGGCGGCAAGCUUCGGCAGCGGCAAGUAUCUGGUGAAACUCGGGCUGUGCUUUGAGCGGGGGUUCGGCGUGACAGAGUGCCCGGUGGCAGCGCUGUACUGGUACCACAAGGCGGCAGAGCAGGGGCCCAAGUUUGCCGCGCAGGUGGAGAAGCGCAUGGAGGUGCUGCAGCGGCAGAGGGAGGAGGAGAUCAUGAGUGCGCGCGGGGAGGGGGUGCCUGUGGAGUGCAUCUGCCCGCUCACUGGGAGGAUGAUGGAGGAUCCGGUUGAGCUGCCUGAGACGAACGUGUGCUGUGAGCGCGCCCAGGUGAAGACGUUCUGGGACCACUGCGAGCUGCGUUGCCCCCGCAAGCGGCAGGCGGAGCAGGAGGCGCUGCAGGGGUCAGUGGUGCCCCGAGCAUCCACCUGCCAGGCAGUGCUGAGCGAUGAGUGGGGGGCGGAGAGGGAAGAUGAGGGGGGCCACGGCAGGGCUUAUGGGCCGCAUGGGGAGGAGGAAGAGGAGGAGGAGGAGGGUGUGGGUGGGUUGGGGAAUGUAGGGGGCUCGGGGAGGGGAGGAGGUGGAGAGAGGGAGGGAGAGAGGAGGAAGAGUCGGUUUUCUAGGGAUUUGUCGGAGGAAGGGGAGAGGAGUGGGGCGAGUGAGAGUGAGGAGGAAGAGGAGGAGGUUGGUGGGGGGUCGAGGGGGGUAGGUGGGGGGGAUACGCGGGAUGAGGUUGGAGGGGGGAGGAGGAGGGGGGCGAGGAGGGAUAGGCACAGUGAUAGUGAUACUGGUUCAUCGUAUGUGAGUGAUGAGGAGGAUUAUGAUGAUGAUGAUUACGAUGAUGGGGAGCAAAGGAGUAAUAGGCACAAGAAGAAAACGUAUGAUGACGAGGACAAGUAUGAUGACGAGGAUGAGGAUUAUACUUCUAGUGAGUACGACAGAAGCGAGGAUAGAUCGACAGACAGCGAAGGGUACAGGGAGGGGAGCAGGAAGGGGGUAGACCGUAGAAGUAGUAGUCCUAGAAAGGGAUCUGGGAGGGGGCGAGGCAUCAGCAGCAGGGGGAGAAAGGAUGAAGAUGGUUCGGACUAUAGUGACAGUAACUACAGCCAUAGUGACACUGACGACGGGGAAGGCGAGGAGGGGGGCAGAGGUGGCAGAGGCAGGUCCAGUCGAGUGGCAGAGGGGAGCCGAGACACGAGCUUUAAGUCACGAGAGGGGGACAGCGAGGAGGAGGGAGAGGAGGGGGAGGAGGUGGCAGUGGGGCGGGCGCUGGCUCGUGAUUCGUCCCGCGACUUGUCUCACAGCUACAGCCGGGAUUCAUCCCGGGCGUACAGUGAGAGCGUGCCAUCUGAGCCGUCCAUGCGGCGAGAUGCGUCCCUGGAUGAGCCUGCGCGAGUCAAGGUGUCCAUCCCUCGGGGUGGGUCUGUUGGUGGGUCUGUGAGAGGGGAGGGUGUUGUGAGGAAAGAAGGGUAUCUGUCUGGUGAGGAGGACGGAGACGGAGGAGAGGGGCUUGUCGAACCUCCUAAACGCCAUCCCCCCUCCCCGCUCCCCCCCUCCCAGGCGGAGCCAGUGAUAGACUGUGGGCCGCGGUGGGCCCUGGCACGAUACCUCGAGAUGCUGGAGAAGCUGCUGCUCGUGCAGCGGGAAGCUGGCCAGAACCUUCUGGGGUCGUGCGCAGGGGGGCCGGGCGGCUCGGGUAGGGGAGCGUGGGAGGGCGAGGGGGAGGUGUGGGAGGCAGUGGAGGCACUGGAGGGGCUGUGUGCGCGCGGCGUGCAGCAGCUGCUGGACGACUUCAGGGCCGCUCUGCUCGCCUGCAGGUACGGUGUGUGGCAUUAG
Messenger RNA from Closterium sp. Yama58-4, 2673 nucleotides. NCBI's taxonomy places the organism in Eukaryota, Viridiplantae, Streptophyta, Zygnematophyceae, Desmidiales, Closteriaceae. The record is from the annotation of a GenBank genome assembly.